CUCAACUGACCUGGAGGCUUUGUGCAACUCAUUAGAGAUAGGGUGACCGUCUGUAAGUCUUUGAUUUGGAAAAGCAUCAUUUUCUUAUUUUUUAAUUCAUUUUUAUUUUUGAAUGAUGAACAAUAUCUUGGACUAUCCAUGUUUCUGCCAAUGGAUGCCAGACAGAAUGCAGGUGUCUUUACAACUGUUGAAGAAUUGAAGAAUUUUAUUGCUGCAGAAUACUUGGUGAACAUUUGUCAUGAUACUUUUGAGGUAAAUCUGCACUUUGAGACAAUGUCCAAUUCCACCCUGGUUACCGAGUUCAUGCUGGAAGAUUUUGCUGAGAAUUGGGAGCUCAGGAUCCUUCUCAGUGUGCUGUUCCUGCUGGUGUACCUGUACAGCCUGAUAGGGAAUCUUAUCAUCAUCAUUGCUACUACAGUUGACCAGACACUGAACACACCCAUGUACUUCUUCCUCAGGAAUCUAUCCAUUUUAGAUAUAUGCUACGUUUCUGUCACUGUGCCCAAUGCUUGUAUCAACUCUCUCACUGACCACAGGAAUAUUUCUGUAGGUGGAUGUGCAGCACAGAUCUUUUUUGUCUAUAUUUGUGCAUGUGUAGAGAUUCUAUUUCUUACCAUCAUGGCCCAGGACCGCUAUGUGGCCAUUUGCAAACCUCUCCUCUAUCCUGUGAUCAUGAACCACUGGUUCUGUGUUCAGAUGACACUGGCUUCCCUACUUAGCUCACUUGUCCUUGCAAGUGUGCACACUUUCAAAACUUUCCAGCUGUCCUUCUGUCACUCUAAUGUGGUCCCUCAGUUCUUCUGUGAUAUUCCUUCAUUGCUGAGGCUUUCUUGCUCUGAUACCUUUAAUAACAAACUCCUAAUUCUUCUGUCUGCCAUUUUGGUCAGUGGUAGCUGCUUUGUCUUUAUUGUCAUAUCAUAUGUUCGCAUAUUAUCAACUGUGUUGAAGGUUCCUGUCAAAGGAGAGAGAGGGAAGGCCUUUUCCACCUGUGUCCCUCACAUUAUUGUGGUGUCUGUCUUUCUUAGUUCUGCUGCUUAUAUAUAUCUAAAACCUCCAGUGGUAACAUUAGAAGUAGCUAAGGAGAUGACUCUUUCUGUAUUCUAUACCAUUGUUCCUCCAUUCUUAAAUCCUAUCAUCUAUAGUCUUAGAAACAGACAGAUAAAGAAGGCUGUGAGUAAACUUAUAUCAAGAAUUUUUUUCCUUAUUUGA
Molecule: messenger RNA, 1209 nt
Organism: Mus musculus (house mouse)
Lineage: Eukaryota; Metazoa; Chordata; Mammalia; Rodentia; Muridae
Gene: Or14c44
Product: olfactory receptor family 14 subfamily C member 44
Exons: 3
Coding region: 274-1209 (311 amino acids)
Biological process (GO): signal transduction; detection of chemical stimulus involved in sensory perception of smell; G protein-coupled receptor signaling pathway
Cellular component (GO): membrane; plasma membrane
Molecular function (GO): G protein-coupled receptor activity; olfactory receptor activity
Source: RefSeq, marked validated